CGUUUUGCGCAGACGCGUUGAAUCGACACCAGUUUGUAGCAAUUUUUCGAUUCGCGUGGAAGUUGUGUGACAAUUUGUUGUUUUGAAGGAAACCUAGAAUAUCUAAGAAAACGACACGAAAAAUGUCAGGUAAGUCGAAGGCAUUCACCAAGGAAGAGGAGCUUCUUCUUCAGGACUUCUCGCGAAACGUGUCAACUAAAUCUUCGGCUUUAUUCUACGGCAAUGCUUUCAUCGUCUCUGCCAUACCCAUCUGGCUCUUCUGGAGGAUUCACUUGAUCGAUAUAUACGCAAACUUGAUUUCCUUUGUUUUAGUCACUUUAGCUAGCACGUAUGCUCUUGCGCUCGCAUAUAAAAAUACCAAGUUUGUUCUAAAACACAAGAUUGCAGUAAAGAGAGAGGAUGCUGUAACAAAGGAAAUGAGCAGAAAGUUGGCAGAAGAUAAAAAAAUGAGUAAGAAGGAGAAGGAUGAGAGGAUCCUGUGGAAGAAAAACGAAGUGGCUGAUUACGAAGCAACAACAUUCUCUAUCUUUUACAAUAACGCUUUAUUCUUAGCGCUCGUAAUCGUGUCUUCAUUCUACAUUCUGAAGACAUUCACACCAGCUGUUAAUUACAUAUUUUCCGUUGGCGCGACGAGCGCACUGUUAGCACUGCUAUCAACUGGUUCGCAAUAACGUGGUGAUGCAUGACUCUAAUCAUUUAUUAUGCCAGAUGAUUCCGUGAGACUCUGUAACUGAUUUUUUGAUACGAGUGAAUGCGUAUAUGUAAUAAAACCAUCUUUAUUUAUAAUAAU
This is a messenger RNA of Hylaeus volcanicus, 790 nucleotides long. RefSeq names its product translocon-associated protein subunit gamma. Gene Ontology annotation, biological process: SRP-dependent cotranslational protein targeting to membrane. Gene Ontology annotation, cellular component: endoplasmic reticulum; membrane. The record is from RefSeq and is a predicted model, not a curated record. Bases 123 to 671 code for a protein of 182 amino acids. The transcript has 4 exons. NCBI's taxonomy places the organism in Eukaryota, Metazoa, Arthropoda, Insecta, Hymenoptera, Colletidae.